GCACAAGUCUGGGAGGUCUGUGUGUGAACUGAGCCUGCCCUCCUUCCUUCCCCUGUGUUUUGUGUCUGGAAGGAAGAAACACCAGCAGCUCCAACCUGGGCAGAACUUCGGGGAAGAUGCAGCCUCUCCUGCUCCUGAUGGCCUUUCUUCUGCCCACCGGGCUGGGACUGCCUUUUCUUACAGAGGAGAUCAUCGGGGGCCACGAGGCCAAGCCCCACUCCCGUCCCUACAUGGUGUUUGUUCAGCUUCUGGAUAAGGAGAGUAGGAAGAGGUGCGGCGGUGUCCUCGUGCAAAAGGACUUUGUUCUGACGGCUGCUCACUGCAGAGGAAGUUUAAUCAACGUCAUCCUGGGGGCCCACAACAUCAAGAAACAGGAGAGGACCCAGCAGAUGAUCCCAGUGAGACGAGCCGUCCCCCACCCAGACUAUGAUCCUAAGAGCUACUCCAAUGACAUCAUGUUACUGCAGCUGGAGAGAAAGGCCAAGGGGACUGCAGCUGUGAGACCCCUCAGCCUGCCCAGGCACGAGGUCCAGGUGAAGCCAGGAAAGGCGUGCAGUGUGGCCGGCUGGGGGCAGGUGGCCGUGGGCACUCUAACCACCACCCUGCAGGAGGCAGAGCUGACGGUGCAGGAGGAUCCAGUGUGCAAAUCCCUCUUCCCAGCCUAUUACAGCCAGGCCACCCAGAUUUGCGUGGGGGACCCGAGGAAGGUGAAGACUGCCUUCAAGGGUGACUCCGGCGGGCCCCUCGUGUGCAAAAACGUGUGCAAAGACGUGAUCCAGGGUAUUUUCUCCUAUGGAAAAUCAACCGGGACAUCUCCAGGAGUCUUCACCAAGGUCUCACACUUCCUGCCCUGGUUAAAGAGAACAAUGAAGCGCCUCGAACAGCAGCUUGAGACUGACCUUUCUCUCUGCUGACCAUCAUUCUGGGGCAGCAGCAAGAAUCCCAUAGGGGUUCGCAGUGGGAUCACGGGGCCACAAUAAAUGGAUCUGUAGCGUGA
Aethalodelphis obliquidens (Pacific white-sided dolphin) is the source of this 997-nucleotide messenger RNA. RefSeq names its product granzyme H-like. Gene Ontology annotation, cellular component: cytoplasm; intracellular membrane-bounded organelle. The record is from RefSeq and is a predicted model, not a curated record. Gene Ontology annotation, biological process: proteolysis. Gene Ontology annotation, molecular function: serine-type endopeptidase activity. Lineage: Eukaryota; Metazoa; Chordata; Mammalia; Artiodactyla; Delphinidae. The coding region runs from base 117 to 914 and encodes 265 amino acids. The transcript has 5 exons.